Messenger RNA from Onychostoma macrolepis, 2708 nucleotides. It is a transcript of the gene smpd5, whose product is annotated as sphingomyelin phosphodiesterase 5. The transcript has 9 exons. Gene Ontology annotation, molecular function: sphingomyelin phosphodiesterase activity. Gene Ontology annotation, cellular component: extracellular region; cytoplasm. Gene Ontology annotation, biological process: sphingomyelin metabolic process. NCBI's taxonomy places the organism in Eukaryota, Metazoa, Chordata, Actinopteri, Cypriniformes, Cyprinidae. The record is from RefSeq and is a predicted model, not a curated record.
CACUGGGGUCUCCGGGGCCCCAAAGAUCCAGGAAGUAAAGCAGAGGCGUGCACGCGCGUGCAUGUGGACGGGCGCGCGCAUGACCCAUUAUACCGUGCGCGCGUCGAAACCGCUGGAGGGACGCCACAUGAACCGCGUUCGGUGAAUCAGAAAGCUGUCCGGUGAACGAACGGACCGUGAUGAGCCGCAACAUCAGCCCGCGUGCACGACAAAACCCGCUCAGGCUGCGACGUCACUGUGCCAUUCACUGAACAAGUGCAUUGAGAUGAACUGAAAGGAGCAGGGAGAGUCCACCAGAUCACUGUCACCAGCUGACUAGUUGCAUGUAGAGAGUUCCAGCGGUUGUGUGGAGGAUCUGAGAUGAGAAGGCGUCUUUCGCUGGCGUGCGGUGCUGAGGCAUGUCUUUAAGAGCGUCUCCUUUCUCCAAUUUCUUCCUGGAAGGUCUCCAUGCCGUAGGAUGGGGUCUGAUCUUCCCUUGUUUCUGGUUCCUGGACCGUCUCCUCGCCGUCUGCAUCUCCACCAGUCUGGAGCGCAUGUGGCGGCGCGAGAUGGAGUGCUACCUCCACCCGCUUCAGGUCGUCUUCGGCUCCGUCCUCUUCCUCAUUCUGUUCAUAAUCUCCACGCCGUUCGCGCUGCUGGGAUUCAUGCUGUGGGCGCCGCUGCAGGCCGUACGCCGGCCGUUCGCGUAUUAUCAUCAGGAGCAGAUCAUUCCCAUGGAAGAUCGCAACGCUAGAUGGGAAGAAACGGGGAAAGUCAGUUUUGGGUUUUUGACGGGAAACCUGUGCAUGCUUCCCGACGGCAUUGCACGCUUUAACAACCUCGGGCACACGCAAAAACGUGCGGCCUACAUCGGUAAAAGCAUCGUCCAAGGCGUCACCCGCCCACACAUCCGUAUUUUUGUCGAUUCUCCCAGCAGCUGCGGCACUGUUACACCAUCCAGCAGUUUGAUCCCGCAACCACCGCCGGCCUCGUACGGAUCCAUAGACGUUUCCGCGACCAAUCAGACGGAAGAUGUUCGCGAAACCGACGGCCUUCCCAAACCCAACUACAAUCAGAACUCUAACCAGCACAAGGAUCCGCCUCGGACGCUCUUUCGGGACGCCGACUUUACGAUGGAAGUCUCCGCUCUGUUCCCGUCCUCCGUGGACGUCGUGUGUCUCCAGGAGGUUUUCGACAAGAGAGCCGCUUUGAAACUCUCGCGAGCUCUCGGUCCGCUCUAUGGACACGUGCUCUACGACGUCGGCGUUUACGCCUGCCAGCCUGCGGGAACAUGCUCGUCUUUUAAGUUUUUUAACAGCGGUUUGUUCCUGGCUAGUCGCUAUCCCGUGAUGGAGGCUGAGUAUCGCUGCUUUCCCAACGGACGAGGAGAAGACGCUCUGGCUGCCAAAGGACUGCUUACUGUAAAGGUACGACAUCCGAUUUAAAGGGACAGUGGAAAUCGGUUACGAAAAGGUGAAAAGAAAAUGGUGGGGUAUAUUAACUGCACUCACCUGCACGCUCCUGAAGGGGACGGAGCGAUUCGCUUCGAGCAGCUGAACCUGUUGACCAAAUGGAUCAAUGAGUUCCAGGCGGUGACCAGACGAGAAGAUGAGAUGGUGAUGUUUGAUGUGCUCUGUGGGGACUUUAACUUUGACAACUGCUCUCCUGACGACAGGCUGGAGCAAAGCCACAGUGUGUUUGAGGAGUAUAUCGACCCCUGCAGAGCCGGAGCCGGCCGAGAGAAGCCCUGGGUCAUCGGAACCCUGCUGGAACAGCCAACGCUCUAUGAUGAGAACAUAAGGACACCAGACAGCCUGCAGCGGACUCUGGAGACUGAAGAGCUGCGUAAGGACUAUAUUUCUCCGCCGGUGCCCGUUGAAGGCGUUCCUCUGGUCUAUCCUGAGCCUGAUCAAUCCUGGACGGGCCGCCGGAUCGAUUACCUGCUGUACCGAGAGAGCUCUGUCUCCAGUCACGGCAAAACCGAGCUGGAGGAGUUCACAUACGUCACUCAGCUGGCCGGACUGACCGAUCACGUUCCUCUGGCCUUCAGACUCUCCGUCUCUCUGGAUUCACAACACAUGUAGAGAUGCUUGCUUUCUAGUGGACCAGACUGAUGACACUUUAAAAUAUCCAUCAGAGAGCAAUGAAAUGCUGUAGAUGAAUAGUUCACCCAAUAAUGAACAUUUAUGGUUAUUCAUUCACACUCGUAUGGGUUUGAGGAUGAGUAAAUGAUGACAGAAUCAUUUUUAGGGAUCAAUAAAAGAGGAGGCCUAUCAUUUUUGAAUGCUUGAGCUGUGAAGAAACACCAAAUAUCACUCUAUGAAUCACUAUAUGAUCAGAGCAGUCGUUCUGACACUCUUUCCUAUGCAUCUCCUCUCUGUACAGUGCCAGUAAUCUGAGUUUAUCCAAGCAUAGAUAUUACACACACAUGGGGAAAAUUCUGUUUUUUUUUUAUGACACGUUUUUUCCAUGACAACACAGAAAUUAUUUUGGAAAUAUAUUUUAAUAAAAGGGUAGAAUGUUUUUUUUUUUCAUAACGUGCUUCUUUGACUUUUUUUCUGAGGUGUUUUUGCAGUUCUCUGUGAAAUUAGUUAUUAUUGUAUUUUAUGUUCAUGUUAAGCAUAUUGGUCUUUCUUGAACCAUAACACAAUACACAAUACGUGGCAAAGAGAAUUCAAAUCAUAUGCUUUAUUUUCUUGUCAAAAAUAAUAAAAUUUACAUUAAUUUUA